Messenger RNA from Amoebophrya sp. A120, 438 nucleotides. The record is from the annotation of a GenBank genome assembly. NCBI's taxonomy places the organism in Eukaryota, Dinophyceae, Syndiniales, Amoebophryaceae.
GACAGCAGCUUGGACGCGACUGGUGCACAGGGUGACGACAUCGGGUCUACCCAAGCCACCGGCGCGAGAGCCGCACAGAGGGCCGCGAAAGCCGCGGCCACGGCGACGAACAAGCGAACCGCGAAAGCCGCUGCGAAAAAGAAGCAAGCCGCGUUGUUGAAGAAGCAGGGCAACGACGACGACGACGACCUUGCGACCCAAACCGCGACGAAACGACAGAGAAAUGAGGCUGGGAAAGCGGUGACCACAGCAAGAGGCGGAGGUUCAGCAGGACCAGGAGGACCGCCCGACAAUGACGACCCAGGCGGGGAUCAUUUGUUUCACGGAGCAGGUGCAGCAGCUACCGCUUCCGCGUCGACCCCUGGAGGUCCGCAGAAGCAAAAAACCUUACGGAAGAUUUUUAUGCAGAUGAUGAUGGCGGGAGUGAAGAAGCAGGAC